AUGGACGAUUCUUUUCUUGUUGAGGUAACGCACAGCGCAAGACAGUUGUAUUAUGGGCUCUCCUUUGUGGUAGAAAAAGCCAAAGACCACAGUGCAAAGAUUGGCGGCACUCCGGCCUUCAUGGCACCAGAACUGUACGGUAACGAAAAAAUUGACCCUUUCAAACUGGACGUCUACUCACUUGGUGCUGUCGUCUGGUGUAUGCUGUUUCGAGUGGAACCAAACUCCAUGACAGAAUACAAUUACCUGGAUGAGCUGAAUAUUUCCCCGGAUGUUCCUCACAUUUAUAGGUAUAUUUUGACGGCCAUGCUGCAACAGGAACCAAAGGCAAGGAUUGAUAUCAUCACCAUGCUGGAGAAAGUAAAAGAGAUGAACUUCCACGUGGAAUGGAUAAAUGCACUUUGA
Messenger RNA from Physella acuta, 405 nucleotides. RefSeq lists its product as uncharacterized. Gene Ontology annotation, biological process: protein phosphorylation. Gene Ontology annotation, molecular function: ATP binding; protein kinase activity. Lineage: Eukaryota; Metazoa; Mollusca; Gastropoda; Physidae. The record is from RefSeq and is a predicted model, not a curated record.